GCUCUUCAGAGUCCAGAAUUGCUAUCCUGUAUGGUACCUACAGAAUGUUAAGACAAUGGCGGAAGCAAAACGUCAAGGGGCUUACGGCGUUACCUCCAUCUGGCGACCUUUCCGCAUGUGGAUCCCCCGGGCAAGCGACGGCAUACCAACGACAAAAAGCCAUGCAGCAAAUCGGCCGCCUUGGCUUGAAAGUUCCAGUCAACCAUCUUCCCGUGGUCCACCAUCCAUCCAUGAUCCAUCCAUGACUUGACUAGGGCAUGGAUCAAUUCCUGAACCCGUUGGCGUCUGCUGGUCUCUUUUCUUACGCGCAUCUGGUUUACUUCGUGCCCUCUGGCAACCACCCAUGGAACCAACCACACGGAGUAUCCGUACCCAGCAACCACUUCAGACGGACAGGUUUGCUUGUUCCUCUUUUCUUUCCGUGUAUAUGUAGGUAUUCGUACUACCUUGCCUUACAUCACACACCUUUAGGUACUCUGCGAGGUAUCGUCCUCCCCUUACCCUUCCCACCCCAUUCACAUCCAUGCUCCAUGCACUGCACAGGUCAAAUUCUCCAUGAUGUUCCCUGUUAUCUGAAAACGCCCUUUCCAAGACCGGACCCGCUGCCCCUCUGCAUUGGCCCUUGAGUCACCUGCUCCAUCUGUCACUAGAAACCUUGAGCCAAGCCAAACUGUGACAAACCCGUCCGUCCUACUUAAGCUCUUGCCGUCACUCCUACAACUUGACCUCGUGGCUUUGUUCUCUUCCUUCUCCAUCUUAAGCCGAAUCUCUUCCUCCCUGUGUCUUUCACUUAUAUACACACAUAUUGCUUGUGUGUUUCCUCUGGCCAGUGCUACUACCUGUUACUUCGUUCAAGUAACGGCAAAUCGACCCCUCGACCCCGCCAACUCCGAGAUUCUUCAUAUAUCCACCACAUCGGUCUCUCACACAAACAACAGACUCACAUCAACAAUCACAAUGGCUCCCGGCACCAUCUCCCCCGGUCUGCACCAUGGCAACCAGGAUAUUGACCUGACUUCCUCCGCCAUUGAGCACAAGCUCGAGGCCAUUCCCAAUGGCAAGGCUUCCAACGGCACCAAGGCCACCUACCAGGAGCUUGACGCCUCCAAGCUCAUUUAUUCCCGUACCCAGAACCCGCGUGCCGUCCCCGAUCCUGCCUCCGCCAAUGCUGGCUCCGAGACCAUCGCCACCGACCACAUGGUCGCUGCCACCUGGAAGGUCGGCACUGGCUGGUCUACCCCGGAGCUGAAGCCCUACGGCCCCAUCUCCCUCAUGCCGACUGCCUCCGUCCUGCACUACGCCACCGAAUGCUUCGAGGGUCUCAAGGUCUUCCGCGGCUUUGACGGCAAGCUUCGCCUGUUCCGCCCCGACCGCAACUGCGAGCGCAUGCUCAUGUCCUCCACCCGCAUCGCCCUGCCCUCCUUCCCUCCCGCCGAACUCGAGAAGCUCAUCAUCGCCCUCAUGGCCGUCGACGGCCCCAAGUGGCUGCCUCGCGAGCGUCCCGGAUCCUUCCUCUACCUCCGCCCUACUAUGAUCGGAACCCAGCCCCAGCUCGGCGUUCAGGCACCUUCCGAGGCCAUGCUCUACAUUAUCUGCACCUAUAUGCCUGUCAUGGACUCUCCCGUCGGCGGUAUGAAGCUCCACACGAGUCCCGAGGAUAUGGUUCGCGCCUGGGUUGGUGGAUUUGGCUACGCCAAGGUCGGUGCCAACUACGGCCCGUCUCUGCUGGCUACUGUUGAGGCCCGCAGCCGUGGGUUCGGCCAGAUUCUCUGGCUGUACGGACAGGAGCAGUACUGCACCGAGGCCGGUGCCAGCAACUUCUUCGUUGUGUGGAAGAACAAGGAGACCGGCAGGACGGAGAUCAUUACCGCGCCCCUCGACGACAGGUUGAUUCUCGACGGUGUCACGAGACGCAGCGUUCUCCAGCUCGCCCGCGAGCGCCUCGGCGACAGCGUCGACAUUGUUGAGCGCAGAUACACCAUCGAUGAGGUCAUCCAGGCUCACGAGGAGGGCCGCAUUGUCGAGUCCUUUGCCGCCGGUACCGCUUUCUUCAUCUGCCCCAUCUCUCUGAUCCACCACCGUGGCAAGGACGUCAACAUGGGCAUGGGCGGCGAAGGCGUCGGUGGCGAGUACACUCUCCAGAUCAAGGAGUGGAUGAAGGACAUCAUGUACGGCGGCGAGCAGCACGAGUGGGGCGUCGUCGUCCAGGAGGAGCAGUAGACGGAUCUGCUCAGACGAAGAAGAGUAAGAAAAGAGACGAGAGACACGGUUAAAGAAACGGCAUUAGCCUUGGUCUGAGAACGACCGGGGUUCGGGUUAUGAGAUUCAGUCAUGGCUGGGGCGUUGUAUGGCAUUUUGCACACCAAAAUUCGGCGUUUGCAUUGGAGGGUUAACAAGUACCAGAAGGAGUGGUGCAUGGUUUGGUAAACUUAGAGUACUACCGCAGCAUCAAAAUUCACAAGAUUAAUAUGAUCAUUGGAGAUACUCUCGCGUAUGCUUGUUGAGGAGGUGAAGAAUACUCGAUAUGAGGAGUCAGCUGAUGGUACUUGGGUGAGACCCAAUCUGAGCUCGCCCAUAAGUUUCCACCCUCCCAAUGUAUUACGCCAGUAAUGGCUGAACACUGCGC
This is a messenger RNA of Colletotrichum scovillei, 2626 nucleotides long. Its product is annotated as branched-chain amino acid aminotransferase. Gene Ontology annotation, biological process: L-leucine biosynthetic process; L-valine biosynthetic process. NCBI's taxonomy places the organism in Eukaryota, Fungi, Ascomycota, Sordariomycetes, Glomerellales, Glomerellaceae. Bases 958 to 2220 code for a protein of 420 amino acids. The record is from RefSeq and is a predicted model, not a curated record. Gene Ontology annotation, molecular function: branched-chain-amino-acid:2-oxoglutarate transaminase activity. The transcript is spliced from 2 exons. Gene Ontology annotation, cellular component: mitochondrion.